AUGGAUCGCUACAGAAAAGAUCGCUCUCCAUACAGGGAAAGGAGGAGGGAUCGCUCGCCACACAGGGAAGAAAGAAGAAAACGCUCCAAUGUCCUGACCUACAAGAAACUGCAGAAAAUGCCACUAAAUCUACGAAAGGCUGCCAUACGAGAAGCCCGAAAUCGCAAUGAGAAGAUCCAGGGAAAGCGAAAGGAGCGGAGAAGGAAGCCCCAAGAGGUUCCAACUGCCCGACGUGUGCGAAACGACUUCGAUCGUUCCGAACACAAUGCGAUGUUGGCCAGCACUUCUCAGGAACUACGGCAAAUCCUGCAGGACUUCGAGUGUCUCUCGGAUAUUCCCCACGACAUAACGCCCACCGAGCUUCAGGGGGAGAUAGCCAUCGCCGAGGGACAGGCCACAACGAUCCAUGUGGAGCGGGAUGGACUCAGCACCCUCACCGUGGUGCUCCACCAGCGCCAGCCGACGAUCGCUCAGUUGAAGAGGGCAAUUGCUUUGAUCUCGCGCGCCCAGCACAAGCGCAGGCAACGCGAACGGAACGAAGAGCGUCUUCGGCGUCGGGGAAUCGACGACGGCGACUCCGACGAUCGGCGGCAGAGACAACCAGUUGUGGUGGCCAGCUCCACCGGCGAGUUAGUUCAUUCCGCUCAGCGCAACGGGCACGAUCACCGCGCGUUCGUCUCGUGGCGAUUUCUAUGGCGCUGUUUCGGACUGCUCAACGUGGACACCAAUCAGCCGAUCGACGACCGACGCUCCAGCGGCAGGGCCACCCUGAAGGAGCUGGGCAUUGAGAACGCCGCCACCCUGAAGUUCGUCCAUCGCGUCAAGUAUUUCGGGCGCCAGCGACAGAGUUAA
Molecule: messenger RNA, 852 nt
Organism: Drosophila takahashii
Lineage: Eukaryota; Metazoa; Arthropoda; Insecta; Diptera; Drosophilidae
Source: RefSeq, a predicted model, not a curated record